UAGAAAUAGAUGUUAGAGUAACGAUUAAGAUCCAUCUCAGUUUAAAAUCAGCAAAACCCUUUAAUUGAUUGCUAUUUUAGAUCAGAAUGUUCUCCCGAGAGAUUGAAACGAAAAUCUCAGAAAUCCCAAUAAAGCAUAAUUUUAACUUCCCCUGUAGAUUUAUCAAAAUUAUCCCUAGAUUCGUUGCAUAGAGAGGAACAAUGUCGACGAUUUUGAGAUCUAUUUGGAUGGUAAUCAAACAGUGAAAGAGGGGUGGCUAUAUUAGAGUAAAAGAGUGUAUGUCCAGUUAACGAGGCAAUCGAUUAAGGAGUACAAUGACGAAUAAAAACAAUAACUCAUAAGAGUGUUGUCAUUAAAGGAAUUCGAGUUCGUCGUUGAAUAGGAGAGGCAGUUGAUCAAGAUCACUUUCACUCAUCUCAAAUAAAUUACCCUAUAUUAAGCUAAGGAUGUCGUUGAAGCCAAGAUGUGGGUCAAUAGUUUGAACAUUGUGUUUGACAAACAUAGGAACUACCCCAAAAAUAGAGUGCAAUUGUUAGAAGUACCUAGAUAUUUGGGGGUCGAAGUGAUUUCUGAAGACAGCUUUUUGAAGAUCGUUGAAUCAGGGGAUCUUUUACUUUUUGAAACCAAUAAUACAGGGGCCAAAUUGUAGAGAAUAUUCACAAAUACAAAAUAUGAUCAUGUUGCCAUUGCUAUCAAAAUGGCUAACAAAUAUCUAUUCGUUUUUGAUGCCAAUGCUGACACUGGAGUUACAUUUUUAGAAUGGUCAUAAUUCAUAGAAGUCAAUGAUUUAUAUGAAAAGUAAGACCAAAUUUAUAUUUUAGGUUGGCUAUUCGUAAAUUGAUGAAUGUCAAUAGAGCUGAUAUUGAAAAAAAAAUGAUUGAAUUUUUGCAACAAGUUCACGGGAAGAAAUAUGAAGUGACACUGAGCAAACUAUUCAGAUAAAAGAGUUAAAGUCCUUCCAAGAAAAAUGACACUUACUUUUGCUCAGAAUUAGUAGCCAAGGCCUAUAAGAAAUGUGGACUCUUGGAAUCCGAUAAAGCUUGCAGUUCCUUCUGGCCAGUUGAAUUCACUAAACCAUUGAAAUUUAGUAAAGAAGCUCUGAUUACUGAUGACAUUGUAGUUAUACUUAAAAAGCAUUUGGCUAUAAAAUCAUGA
Molecule: messenger RNA, 1155 nt
Organism: Paramecium octaurelia
Lineage: Eukaryota; Ciliophora; Oligohymenophorea; Peniculida; Parameciidae
Source: the annotation of a GenBank genome assembly